Messenger RNA from Sphenostylis stenocarpa, 720 nucleotides. NCBI's taxonomy places the organism in Eukaryota, Viridiplantae, Streptophyta, Magnoliopsida, Fabales, Fabaceae. The record is from the annotation of a GenBank genome assembly.
AUGGAGUCCAAAUCCCCUCGAAGGUACCAAGAGCACCGCGGCGGCGUCAACCUCCUUCCGUCGCCGCGCCACAGCCACAGCUCCAACAGUAGCAGCAGCAGCAGCAGCAGCAAUGGCCUGCACCACAGCCAAUUCACGCCGCUCACGCCAACCGCGCCUUCUCCGUCGUCGUACCCGCCCAAGCCCGUCACCAGAUCCGAAUCGGCCAACCCGUACCCGACGACGUUCGUGCAGGCUGACAGCUCCUCCUUCAAGCAGGUUGUCCAAAUGCUGACCGGAUCCUCGGAAACCGCGAAACAAGCGUCGUCCUCCAAAGCAAACUCCGAAGCUGUAAGGCCCCACUCCCACAGUAUCCCCCCAAUGAAGAAACAAUCCGGAUUCAAACUCUACGAGCGCAGGAACACGCUCAAGAACCUCAACAUCAACCCUCUCCUCCCUGUCUUCUCCAACACCGUCUCCGGCUUCUCGCCGCGCAACACCGAAGUCCUCUCCCCCAGCAUCCUCGACUUCCCCGCACUCGUUCUCAGCCCCGUCACGCCUCUCAUACCAGACCCUUUUCACCGAUCCCGUUCCCUCGACACUCAGGCUGAAGAAAAAGCCAUCCAAGAGAAAGGAUUCUUCUUGCACCCCUCCCCCGCCUCCACUCCCAGGGACGCUGACCCUCCUCGCCUUCUUCCUCUCUUCCCCACCGCCGCCCCAGGUUCUUCUUCCUCCUCUUAA